CAAAUCGCCCGGUACCCGAGAUGCAUUUCUUUAGUAAAAUUAAUUUUAAUUAAAUUAUAUAUAAAUAUAAGCUACUGAAGGUCAGUUGUAUGACAUUCGUUAAAAUAAGGUGUGUUUUUAUACCAGGUCCAAAAGUUUUCUUCAUUCUGUAAUUCUCAGAAGACGCGCCCACUUGGAUACGAUCGGACUUGAGUAUUUAUAACGGGCUUGUCUAUGUUACUUGCUUGACUAGGGUAACCAAACGUGAACGCAACCUCAACAUGAAUACGAACAGACAUGGAGUUUGAAAUGUAAAUUUUCUGUGAAAUAUUAGGAUUUGAGUUGCCAUAGAGGUAACUUAAAACUUCAACUUAACCACAAAAGUUUGUUUUCGUGGAACUCAUUCGGACUUAUUGGCAGGACAGAAAUCCCACUUUCUUCAGCGACCGAAAGGAACGUUUAAGGAACUGAGACAGUUUUCCUGACGAUUUCCUGUGUUUAUGUCACAUGAGUUAACUGAGGCCCAGAAGAAACAAGCAGGAGACAAGCAGGUUCUAGUCAUGAUUUAGCCAUGCCUGAAUGUGUGUGUGAAGGGUGUGGGCACUCCACAUCUUCUCUUUUCAGUUGGCUUAGUAUGACCCGGUAUUCCUGAACUAUUAUUCAUCUCAGAUUUGAAACAAUUUGAGGAAUUGCCACCAGGACACUAAGAAGAGCAUUUGUGUGAAAGAAGUGUACAGGCAUUAUCAGCAUUAGGACCUCUGCUUUCAAAGGUGUUGCAACAAUGAACGAAUACACAGAAGAUUAUGUAAAUUACACCUAUGAUUAUCAAGAGUAUGGAGACUUUGAAGACCCUGAAGUCAGAAGUGAAUACUCCCAAAAGAUGACAUUGCACAUCAUAUCAGUAGUCAUAUACAGCAUUUCCUUUGUGCUUGGUGUCACUGGAAAUGGAGUAGUUAUAUGGGUGACUGCCUUUAAAAGCAAACGAACGGUGAACAGUAUAUGGUUGCUGAACCUGGCUAUUGCAGACUUUGUGUUUGUUCUGUUUUUACCUUUCUCCAUCGACUAUGUGCUUCGAGAUUUCCACUGGUCUUUUGGACUGGUCAUGUGUAAGCUGAACUCAUUUGUGUCUGUGGUGAACAUGUAUGCCAGCGUUUUCUUCCUCAUGAUACUCAGUCUAGACAGGUAUGUUUCACUGGUCCACCUUAGCUGGUCUCAGAGGUGUCGCACUGUCAGGUGUGCCUGGAUCACAUGUGGCUGUGUGUGGGGGACAUCUGCUCUACUGAGCCUCCCUACCCUGAUAUUUCGGGACAUUAUGCACAUCCAUGACAAGGUGGUGUGCUUCAAUAACUUCAGUUUCCAGGAUGAACAUACAGCUGCUAUGAGACACAUCACGUUGGUGGCCAUACGCACGACCGUGGGCUUCUUACUGCCCUUCAGUGCCAUCUGCAUGACAGGAAUUCUCCUGGCAAUCAAAGUCCACCAGUCUGAUAGUCCUGUACGCAUUUCCGGUUUCUCUAAAAUAGUUUCAGCUGUAAUUUUUGCCUUCUUUUUGUGCUGGGCACCGUUUCAUACAUUUAGUUUAAUGGAGCUUUCCAUUCAUUCUUCACUGUACCUACACACAGUUCUAAAAACAGGCUUUCCGCUGGCUACGAGCUUAGCCUUUUUCAACAGCUGCAUCAAUCCCAUCCUCUACAUGCUGGUUGGCAAGAAGGUUCGCCAGCUCAUGAAACGCUCGUGUCUUGACAUCACAAAGAGUUCUCUGCGGGAGCUCAGUCAGUCCAUCUCUGGAACUGAAUCAGUGUCUAUAGCAGACAUCAAUGCAGAUGUAGGUCCACCAGAGGAGCCCACAGAAUCAUCCGCUGUAUGAUUGUAAUGCAGUUGUUUCUAAACCCAGUUACCUAAAGCAGAAACUGACAAAAUAUGCCAUUUUACCAUUUAGAACUGGUCUAACCAUUAUUUAACCAGAUGUUUUCAGUAUUCUUCUUUGAUGUAAUUUGUAGUUGUUUCAGUUGGAGACUUCCAAGCAGGAAUUACUCAGAGUGCCAAAUCCUGUUGACUGUAAAUUGCUCUCAGUGGAAAACCUGAGUGAAACUGUGUGCUAAAAUUAUAACUUGCACAAAUAAAAAUAAUUCCAGGAUUUGAAAAAGUAAUCUGAACCUAAUUAUUCUCAGUUAUUAUAUGGCUGGUGCGCACAAUAAAGUUCUACUAGGCCUUCUUUUAAAAUCUAUUUACAUUAGUCCUAUAAAUGAUCUCUGUUUACAUUGUAUUUGCAGGUUAUUUUUCAGUGUGGCAUACAUUUCCCUGUGAGGGAAUUUGCAGUGUAAGCAAUUUGUAAAUUAUAUUAUAUUAAAGUUAAAUGAAUAACAAUAAAUCCAAUCUCUCUUUAUUGGUAGUGUGUAGCAAUAUGUAUUGUGUCUGUAUUGUCAGGAUGCAGAAGUUUAUUAGGCACCAGGAGUACUGCUAUAUAGAGUUGGGCAAAUUCUCCAGGGAACUAACAGGAUAUUGCCUGUAACCUCUUUGACAAUACACUUAGGAACAAAUAAACAUGCUACCCAAAUAGGUGAUCAAAGCAAAAGCCCACAAGAUGUGUACACCUAUCACUAAUUCACUGUAGCAAGACUGUUGCCACCUUGCCACUCUCCACCACCAUGGAUGUGCAUUUCCAAUGUCAUUCACUGUACAUUAACUAUAGCCUGAACUUUCUAUUUGUUUCCAAUGAAAAUCUAGCUGUUCCUUGUUAUUUCUUAGACUGACGCUGCAAAAAAAAAAAUGUUUACCUUGAGUAAUAAGAUGCACAUCUGUGACCAUGGGACCAUGGCCCGUGGAAGCAGCAUUGUAAUUAUCUCCACCACCGUGUAUUCAGCCAUUAUACCUUGUCACAAUGUUUAGAAAUGUGGGGUAUUGACAUUUGAUUUAAAACUAAAUUCAAAGAAUGAAACUAGAUUUGGAUUCAGGUAUUUACACGCAUCGAUAGGAAGAACAAUGGUUUGAACUGUAUUACUGAGACAGCCAAGGACACAUUCUCUCCACCAGUGCAAAUACUUUAACAUACUAGAUAGAAUGUAGAAGUUUGGCUAUACAAACUUACAACUGUGUAAUAGAUUUAAAAAAAUGUAUUUGUUUAAAUGUGUAUUUUGUUUAAGUUUAUGGUAGCAAAUGCAUAUAUGUGUGCAUCGCUUAC
This is a messenger RNA of Esox lucius (northern pike), 3160 nucleotides long. It is a transcript of the gene cmklr2, whose product is annotated as G protein-coupled receptor 1. Gene Ontology annotation, biological process: phospholipase C-activating G protein-coupled receptor signaling pathway; positive regulation of cytosolic calcium ion concentration; inflammatory response. The transcript is spliced from 3 exons. The record is from RefSeq and is a predicted model, not a curated record. Gene Ontology annotation, molecular function: complement receptor activity; G protein-coupled receptor activity. The coding region runs from base 761 to 1846 and encodes 361 amino acids. NCBI's taxonomy places the organism in Eukaryota, Metazoa, Chordata, Actinopteri, Esociformes, Esocidae. Gene Ontology annotation, cellular component: plasma membrane.